GCGUGCUGUGUUGACUUGCUUCUUCAUACAAUUUCAAGUGCUGCACAUAUUCUAGAGACACAAAAGACACAAUGGCGACUGAUCUGGCCUCUGACAUUGAAUAUCUAAAGAGCCUCCAGGCCGUCCGGGAGCGCUCGCGAAUCGUCCUUGACGGGGCCCGAAAGGGGAGCCUCAACAACUUUAUUUACGAUGAGAGUCGCAUGAAAGACACGGCCGAGUUUGUGGCCGGCGUGAUAUCCCGAGACUUUGGCCCCGACCGAUAUGCAGAGAUUCCUCCCCACGGAAGGUGGGAGCAUUUCAGCAUCGGAGGCGUCCCGCGUCUGGAAAAUCUUGUACAAAAGUGGCAAGAUGAGGGAGUGGAAGAUGUAGAAAUCACUCGACGCCUCAUUGACCUCUUCUUCGUGUCGGUCCUGCUCGAUGCCGGAGCGGGAGACACCUGGUCCUUUCGCGAGCCCGGAAGUGACAAGUCUUAUGGCCGCAGCGAGGGCAUCGCCGUAGCCUCGCUGUACAUGUUUAACGACGGGGCUUUUAACUCAGCUGCGGAUGGAAACAAGUCUGCUGUAGAUGGACGUGCUCUCAGCCAGCUCACAGAAGACGCAUUCAUUCGCCACUUCCAAGUUGGGCCCCAGAAUCCCAUCGUGGGCUCUGCAUCCAGAAUCGAGCUAUUGAAUAAUUUCGGAAAGUCUCUUCUUACUAUCCCAGAUGUCUUUGGCGAAACCGGUAGGCCUGGUCUGCUUGUUGACUAUCUCCUCAAGGAUGGCAAAGACAAGGAUCUCAACUACGAAACUCUCUGGGGUAUCCUUCAGCGUCUUCUACUCCCUGCGUGGCCAUCAAACCGCCCAAAGAUCAACGGCCAGCCCAUCGGAGACGCAUGGCCGCUCCAACUUCUACAGGACGCUGCUGGCGAAAACAAGAAUCCAACGGCUGGAUUCCACCCAUUCCACAAACUGACCCAGUGGCUCGGCUACUCCCUCACCGUGCCCUUUAUGAAAGUACUGAAGCUGAAGUGGAUCAACAUCGAGACAGGGACAGGCCUUCCAGAGUACCGCAACGGAGGGCUCUUUGUCGACAUGGGCGUCCUCAAACUGAAGCCCGAAGUUCUCAGCCAAGGCGUCAAGGCUUCGGGUCAAGCUUUGCCGCUAUUCCCUUCUACCGGAGACGUGAUUGUGGAAUGGCGCGGCUUGACGGUGGCUCUGCUGGAUGAGCUACAUACACUUGUCAAUGGCAUAUUGGCGCCACAAGGAGUUUCUCUGUCGCUGCCGCAGCUGCUGGAGGCUGGGUCGUGGAAGAGCGGCAGAGAGCUGGCGGCCAAGUAUCGGCCAGAGACUCGAUCCAGCCCGAUACUGAUUGAUGGAGAUGGGACUCUUUUUUAGAAGGCUAUCAUGGGAAGGCGGAUAUAGAGUAUAUUGGUUUAAUGGAUUUACUGAGAUGACUCUGGUAUCAUCUCUAUACCUUAAGGAUAUUUGGUAACGUAUCUGACGCUGAUGGCUGCCUGAGCGGCUACCCAAUUUUUGCGCAUGUUUAGUCGCAUCUUGUCUAGAUCAAAUUCGUUUCCCAUUGUUGGAUGCACUCACUUUUGUUGCUGUUGGCAAUGCCGACCUUUUUCAAGGCCAGCCAGAUUGAACCAUUAGAAAGAUGUAGAGGUGAGAGAAGCUUGGGUCGAAAUCAGUAUUACACUGCCUAGGUAGAAUGAAUAGAAUACUUGCUAAAUGUAACCAUUCUUCAUCCA
Messenger RNA from Trichoderma atroviride IMI 206040, 1729 nucleotides. RefSeq lists its product as uncharacterized. The record is from RefSeq and is a predicted model, not a curated record. Lineage: Eukaryota; Fungi; Ascomycota; Sordariomycetes; Hypocreales; Hypocreaceae.